Drosophila bipectinata is the source of this 1621-nucleotide messenger RNA. RefSeq lists its product as uncharacterized. The record is from RefSeq and is a predicted model, not a curated record. Lineage: Eukaryota; Metazoa; Arthropoda; Insecta; Diptera; Drosophilidae. Gene Ontology annotation, molecular function: nucleic acid binding.
AUGAAUAGGGAUGGGCAACUCGCAAUCACAGUUGGACUCCCGCAUUUCGUUGUGAAUGCCGAUAACGGGAGUCCAACACUUAGACGGCGUGGGUUUGUUUUUCUCAAAAAAUCCCAGAAACCCAAAAAUAUGGCGAGCAAGGCGAAACGUCAAAGGAAUGAACAGGUUGAAAGCAUUGAAACAGCGAAACCGAAGAAAGUAAAAGGGAAAAAGCAGACCGACGCCGGCUAUGGCUCAGGAGAUUUCUCGGGGGGCUGGGACGUGGAUAGCUACCGCACGGAGUACGAGAGCGAGGAGCACUGGGAGCUGCGCCGCAAUUUCAUGUUGGCCCACAAGGAUACCUACGACGAGGAUCGCCUAGUGUGCUUGGCCCAAACGUUUAUUAACAUGGAGUUCCUGGGUUGCAAGUACCCCUCCGAGACGAUGCACCUCGUGGCUGAAAUGUCCAAGGAGAUCGCCGAGGAGUUCCGGCGCAAGCGAGACCAACGCCUGAAGCGCACAUUUGUGUCGGCCUCGGACGCGGCGGAACAGCGCGCCAAAGGACGCAGGGGCGCAACGGCAAAUCCGCCACCUGAAGCACAAGCCUCAAGAAGAUCCAACCAAGACUCACGACUGUGCUUUGGCGGUGGCGAGCCUAUCAAUCUUUUCGAGGGUCUGCGCUUCGGACAACUUAUUUUGUACCUGGCCGGAGGGCGCAGUUGUCUUCGUAACUCCUGCACAGCCAGCAACCUGAAAUACGACGAACGCGCCAGUCUAGAGCUCCAGGCAACAGACACAACGAAAUACGCCGAAGUAUUGGUUAACGACCAGGUUAUAGCUACUGGCCAGGGUGAGAAUCUGAAGGCGGCCAAGCAAGCGGCCGUUAAGCAAGCGCUUCUCCUACUGCAGACACACUGUUACAGCAUUAAGCUUAACGCCUCGCGCCAAACUAUAAAGGUGGAGAAGAGUAAGACCGGCGUGAACAUAAACGUUACCAAAGAGUCUGCCGACAGUCUUGGGGAUUCCAAGCUAGACGCCAGCAACAAGGGAUACCGCAUGAUGCGCCUGAUGGGCUGGACAGGUGGCGGCUUGGGAAGCCAAAAGCAGGGGCGCGAGGAGCCUGUGGGAUACUUACUGAAGAACAAUCGCACCGGCCUGGGCGCUAAAAAUCAGCAUGGUAACCUGGACGAUUACCGCAAACUAAUAGAGAACUAUGUUAAUUCAGAUGACAUGCGCGACAUGCAGUUUGAGCCGACGUUUUCGAAAGAAGAACGCGCCUCGUUCCACCAAAUGGCCAGCCGAUUUGGAUUGCGGUCCAAUAGCUACGGCACUAAAGAGAUCCGACGACUGCUGAUCACUAAGAAGGUCAGUUACAGCACCAUCCUGACAGAGAUCCUUUUCCGGCAGAAUCCAAAGUUCUGCGAUCGCUAUUUUGUGCAGGUGCCCAUGCAAAAGGCCCACCUGUUCCCCGGUCAUGUCGCCGGACUGGAGCUGGAAAAUAUGUGUGAAUAAUAAAAACUCGGCUCGUAUUAUACUCGUAUAUAAGAAUUUUCUAAACCAUUAGGUUUAAGCUCAAAGUUGUCAAAAUACAAGACAUGUAGAACUAUGAAGUUAAAAAGUAAAUAACAAAUCCGUAAAUAAA